GCCUGGUGGUUUGAACAUGCCCGGCUUCAGUCAUGUCUAUCGGAGUGGCAAUUCGAGUCCUGCAUGAAGCAGAGAGUCAUAUUGUGACCUGUGAGACGAAUACUGAAGCAGUGUACUGGGGAAAGCUCACUGAGGCUGAGGACAACAUGAAUUGCCAAAUGUCCAACAUCACAGUGACCUACAGAGAUGGGCGUGUGGCACAACUAGAGCAGGUGUACAUUUGGGGCAGCAAAAUCCAGUUCCUCGUCUUGCCAAAUAUGCUGAAAAAUGUGUCAAUGCUGAAAAGUAUGAAGAAAAAAACCGGGGCUCUGGGGCCGAAAUGGGGCAAACCAGCUAUCCUGAAUGCCCAGGUAGCUGCCAGAGGAAGAGAGCGUGGCAACAUCUUCCAGAAGUGGUGGUAA
Molecule: messenger RNA, 401 nt
Organism: Podarcis raffonei (Aeolian wall lizard)
Lineage: Eukaryota; Metazoa; Chordata; Lepidosauria; Squamata; Lacertidae
Product: small nuclear ribonucleoprotein Sm D3-like
Exons: 1
Coding region: 33-401 (122 amino acids)
Biological process (GO): RNA processing; spliceosomal snRNP assembly
Cellular component (GO): commitment complex; SMN-Sm protein complex; precatalytic spliceosome
Molecular function (GO): RNA binding
Source: RefSeq, a predicted model, not a curated record